AUGUUGGAGCACUGUCCACUACACCACCGAUAUUUAUUACACUAUUAACACAUUGCUCUGUCAGUUAAGCUACAGGAACUUCUGUUAGUUUUGCUUCUGAAACAUUGCAUAUGAAAAAUAUGCUUGGGUCAAGAUGGCAACAUUUCAGCAAAUUACUGAUAAUUAAAGUCAAGUUGUUCCAUGUUUUUCCUGGUAAUAUGAGGUCUAAGGAGAACCAGCAAUGGGAGUAUUUCAUAUCUUAUCAGCUUAUAUUAACCAGACCUCUCUUGAAUAACUUACAUUCUUAAACAUUCAUCACCUAAGCGGUUAAAGCAAUGCCUCUCUUUUAAAAGCCAAAUUAAAUUAUCUCACACAAGUCUCUGUGAGGAAGAAAUCUCAUUUUAGUGAGAAACUAAUGCUCUGUAGGUGCAUGUUAAUGGAUAUUCAGUUGGCUCAUAUACAGCCUCAUAACAGAUCCGUCUACCUGUGAAUGUGUUUAUCUCACACCAGGGUUAUCACUUGGCUUUCAGCGUUUAAUGUGGAUAGAAGAUACAUCCAUCCAUCUCCCUCACCUCUGGCUUACUUUGUGAUGUAACUUCCUAUGAUGAUAUAAAACCAAAAUGAGUCAUGAUAGAAAGUACAACUUAAACAGUUUAAUCUGUUAAGUUUCUGUUUUCAGACAAUACACCCUGAGUCAGUGAAUAGAUAUAGUGUACAGCUCAUAGUUAAAUACUUUCUUUAUCAGUUCACCCAGGUGGAAACAUAGCCUACUUGGUCAGAUGUCAGACAGACAUUUGAAAAAUUGCUGUAUGCUGACAAAUAAGGCCAAAUGGAAUUGGUUGGACCUGCAUCAAAAUGCAAAGUAAGAUCAAACUACUGACUGUUGUGAUGAGCAACAGGAUUAUCAUCUGCCUCCACAUUCCUGCAUUCCUCUGCUUUCUAUCAUCAUCUGAGCUGGACUGAGGCCCACAGCGAGGGCGAGCAGAGCUGAACAACUGAGCAGACCACAAGGAACACAAAUGAAAGUCUUAAUAAAAAACAGUAGAGUAAAUGACAUAGCAGUAAAUGACAGAAAAACGAAGAUAAUAAAAUGGAAACAAAUCAAACAUCUUAUGAGCAGCAGAUGUCACUUUUUUUUCUACUAAUUUUUAUGUUAAUCUAUCCAGAAUAGUUCAGAUUUUUGGGAACCUUUUAAUAUUACACUGGAAUGCGGAAUAGUUUAAUAAAAAAUAUUUUUGCCAUCAUUUGCCAAACCUUCAUGAUUUUCUUCCACAGAACACAAUUGGAUCAGCUCAACCUUAGGCAAUGCUGGAAAAAAGCUAUGCCAACAAUCCUAAAAAAAUCUGGAUUUGAGUAUUUGAUGAAUGCUUUAGUUCAUAAAUCUUUAAUAAUAUUGACUUUUGAUUGCAGACUUGGCAAACCUGUGCGUAGUUUGUGACAUAUUGAGAUCUUUUCUGAAAGACAUUUGUAAGAUAUCCGUGUCUUUGUCUCUGGAGAAAUAUCUGAGAUGCAGGAGGCUUUCGUUUGCUCUUCAUUCAAUCUCAUUUAUGUUUAGGAGAAAUAACUGAGGUAGGCUAUUAAACAAAUAUCAUCUGUAAUUUUUCUUUCUUAUAAAAGAUAGCAUACAUUUGAAACAGCAUACGAUUUUGGGUGCACUAUCUAUCCCUUCAAGUAUUUAAAAAGCAGGUAUUAAAUCAUUCAUUCGGAGAAAGAAAGGCAGAUCAAACAGAAAACGUGUCAAGAGGUGUCAAAUAUAAGAAAUAUCCUGGCACUAGGAGCAGGUGGCAAGAUUUCCAUAAAUGGAUCACCAGUUUUCGUCUCCACUUUCAAAGAAAUGUUCCUUCAGAGUUUCGUCUAUUGUGUCAUGACAUCAUCUGACAUAAAUUGAUAACCUAGGUGUGCUCACGCGGCGGUGCGCAGAUAUAUCAGCCUAUGACAUCGAAAUUCCGCGAGAGCGAUUCGUAAGCACAGCUCUCGCGGUACUUCAAUGUCAUAACCUGCUCAAGUCCGACACCUAUUACUUUUGACACUACACCACGCCUUCUAGUGGCGGGGCCUUCUGACGUAAUUGUUAUUGAAAGCACUAGACCCCGCCCACAACCGGGAAAACGGCUCUAACACAAAUCAGUCCGUGCUUGGGAAGCAGUACUGCGCCUUCACCGGCCGCUUACUCCUGCAUCUAGUGUCACGCGCGUGUGAAACCGCCCGUGGGAAUAUAGGCUACGCCGCGAAAAUGUCACGGCACCAUCAGCGGACGCCGCUGAAAAACGAAGACAGUGUGGUGGAGGUGAAGAGCAAAUUUGAGGCAGAGUACCGAAGGUUUGCUCUGAAGAAAAACGGAGCCGGAGGCUUCCAGGAAUUCUACCAGCUCCUGCAGACCAUUCAUCGGAUCCCCGGAGUGGACGUGCUGCUGGGCUAUGCCGACAUACAUGGAGAUCUACUUCCUAUCAACAACGAUGACAACUUCCACAAAGCACUGUCCUCAGCCAAUCCGCUGCUUCGGAUUAUUAUUCAAAGGAGAGAUGAAGAUGACCCCACACCCUUCCCCACCGGGUCGCUCCAAAGAAGAAAAAAGGGCUUAGCAGGUCUGCGUCAAGCACAGCAAAAAUCCAAACCGGCACUGCUCAUCGGCCUUCCGCAGGAUUUCCGACAGAUCUCAUCUAUCAUAGACGUGGACAUCUUGCCUGAGACGCAUCUCCGUGUCCGUUUACACAAGCACGGCACCCACAAACCUCUUGGCUUUUACAUUCGUGAUGGCAUCAGCGUCCGCAUCACUCCCCAAGGCGUAGAAAAAGUUCCCGGCGUCUUCAUCUCACGCCUUGUAAAGGGUGGACUGGCGGAAAGCACGGGACUGCUUGGAGUGAACGAUGAGAUUCUGGAGGUUAACGGCAUUGAUGUGGCGGGGAAGUCGCUGGAUCAAGUCACAGACAUGAUGGUCGCCAACAGCCACAAUCUGAUUGUGACGGUCAAACCCGCCAAUCAGCGCAACAACGCGAUGCAUCGUGCGAGCAAAACCUCGGCAGGCAACAGUUCAGUUGGCUCGGUUGGCUCCGCCCUUUCUCAUGACUCCGCCCCCAGUCCCGCCUCACAGAACGCUAGCCAAUACAGCAACAGCGUGGCUGAGGGAGAUAGCGAUGACGAUACAGAUCUCAUCAUAGAGAACGACAACCUGCCUUCGUACACGCCACACCGCAUUACUAAUGGCAACGGCGUCCAAUCAGGGGGGUUCGCACACAGGCCAAUCCCACAAAGUGUUUCCUUGCCCAGUAGCAGCUCUUUAUCAGACAGCAAGGCUUCUUUAAGCUCCCUGACCACACCGACACACAACGGCAGCCCGACCAAGAUGAGCAGCAGUCAGGAAAGCAUGCGAGAGGAUGGGAACUUCAUUACGUUAUGAAGAGUAGGACGCAGUAUGGCGACUUUAUGCACAUUUACAAAAAUGAAGGAACUUUCUAUUAUUAUUAUUAUUUGCCAUUACUGUCAUGAAACGACAUACUGUUCAUAACCCGGUGUACAAUUUAGCCGGCGUGUGAUGACGCAUGUGACGCUCACCUUAUGGAAGUGCCUUAUGGCUCUCCACUUUUCUCGCCUUAGUGUAUGUUUGAACGACCAUAUUCCCCCAGACUCAACGACGGACUCAACAACGGACAAGUCGGUCAGCUCACAAUGACUGUGAAUAUAAUGCGCUAGAUACUACUGGAUGCCUGAUCUCUGAGGAUGUAAGGGGAUGACAUCACCUCUGGGAAAGUGAUUUGUCUCUUACUGUAGAUUCAUCUCAUUUUUUAUGAUCCCUCUUGCGUUGAUGGUAAUAAUGAUGGAUGAAGACGAUAAUGGUGAAAGUACAGAGUGUUGGUUGGGGUAGGUUGCUCAUAUCACCUCAUACUGAUAUAAUAACCAUGUUACUCAAGAUGGCCUCCAAAAAUCUGUUCUACGCAAUGAUACGAAAGUGGUGUCAAACUUUCCAUCUGCACAACAUAAGACAGACACAGAAAGUGUUGCAUUUGUGAAUCGGCCCUACAAAUAUGACAAAACCGAUACAACGAUUAUUUAUUUUUACCUCUCAGCUUAUCUGGUAACAGUGCACAUUUUUAUUUCCAUUUACAUCGUUCUGAUUUCUAAAAAUUUGUUUUUUCAUAUGUAUGGAUAAUUUAAAAUAUUUAUAUUGAUCUGUAACUUUGUUCCCAUCUUCUGUUGCAUUUUGUCAAAUGUUUUUAAUCUUGAAACAGCUUUGAACACAUUUACUCUUCUUAAGCGCUCUUAAAAAAUGGUGCUAAAAAGUACUAAAAGCUUAUAAUCAUACUGAAAACAUUUUUAGCACUGUUUAACCCUUUGUAGAACCAUAAGUGGUGCUAAAGCAUGACUAUAGCACCACUUAUGGUUCAACAUAGCACAAUAUGGUUCUACACAGAUGCUGUUUAAGAUGGUUCCCCUAUGAUUACGAGUUUUGGUGCUAUUAAGCACCAUUUUUGUUAAAGUGGUUCAAUCCAUAUCUUCUGUUCUUAUCUUAUAGGUCAGUCCUCUUUAAUCCAUUCUCCCCUCCAGAAAAAUAGGAGUCAAUAUAUUUAACUGGCACCAGUUUGUCGCAACUUCAGAAAAACUCGAUCUUUUAAAGACUUGCUCUGUCAGUUUCUCCUGUGUGCGAUCUGUUUUUCUGUAAGAGAAAGGAAAUUCCUUUCAUGUUUGGAAAGGCCAGAAUUCUGCACUUUGGGACCUUUUUACACAGUUCAUGCCUGAUGGCAAAAGCUGUGAGGCUUUCUUUGCCAUGGUGUGUCGUAUUUUUAAAGUAUAAUCUUACAGUAAUGGCACUGAGGUAGAUAUUGUCAGACUUGGAGCUAAAUAUUGGUUUCUUUUAUGUCUAACAGACCUGAGCACUGAACAGCCAAUGGUUUCCCAGGUGAAUGCUUGUUUAGAUACCUGCCUCAGGACUUCCAGGGCUUCAAAGGCUGUCUGUCAAACCAUGCGCUAUAGACAGAGGCUAUUUUAAUUUUUUGUUACGAUAUCCUUGUGAGGCAAAACUAUAUCUAGGGAUAAAUCGAGUGAAUGUGCUAAUAAUAUAUUUAUUUAGGUUUUGAUAGACAUGCCAAGUUGUAUAUAUUUGGUUUGAAGCAGGCGUCAGUGAAAGUGGAUUUUUCCAUGUCAUUGGAUGGGCGUGAUGGUAGAAGGUGUGGGCUCAUCUGCGUUAUCUGGUUUAACUUGAUCAGCAUAACAAAUGAGGUGUAAUUUUACAGCAAAGCUGACAUCACUAAGGUAGCCUUGAGUGUAAAAAACAACAUAAUUUAUGUGAACCGGUCUAGACAUAACAUCUGCACAACUGACACCCUUUGACUCAUAGGAACUUUGUUAUGAGCAAUCAAUGAAAAGUAAUAAUGGAGGGUGAUUUGAAACCUAAAGAAAGUGAUUUUUGGUGAAAAGUGAGUUCAGUACAAUCCUGAAUUAAGUUUUAUUGUUGAUUUCUGAGUAAACUUCUAGGUCUGGAUUUUUUCCCUCAUCUAAACAAUGUUUCGAACACACAGAACAGCACAUAAUCGGAGCACUAAUAAUACCACAUAAGCAUUAUUUUUUGUGUAUGUAAAUGUAUAUGUAUAAAUAGAAAUAUUAAAUAAUGGAGACUUUUGUAUACUAGGAGCCCUUUUUAUAAAAAGAGCAUUUUAUAUAUGUGUAAAAUAUGGAAAGUAUUUUUCUUAUUCUUGUACUUUUGUAUGUAUAUUAGAAUUCUGGAGAGGAGGUUUCUAUUUCUUAUCAGUAUCAUGAACAAAAGAAAUCUUUAGAAGCUUGUGUUUUUAUUUUAAUCUGAUGGGUCAAGGUGUACAAUACUGUGAAUGAUAUAUGAUGAUUAUAAAAUGUUCUAUCAAGAUAAUAAAAGUAUUUAAAAUGAA
This is a messenger RNA of Misgurnus anguillicaudatus (oriental weatherfish), 5855 nucleotides long. It is a transcript of the gene pard6a, whose product is annotated as par-6 family cell polarity regulator alpha. The record is from RefSeq and is a predicted model, not a curated record. Gene Ontology annotation, cellular component: cell cortex; nucleus; apical plasma membrane. NCBI's taxonomy places the organism in Eukaryota, Metazoa, Chordata, Actinopteri, Cypriniformes, Cobitidae. Gene Ontology annotation, biological process: centrosome cycle; establishment or maintenance of cell polarity; regulation of cellular localization. Gene Ontology annotation, molecular function: protein binding.